This is a messenger RNA of Calypte anna (Anna's hummingbird), 303 nucleotides long. It is a transcript of the gene CTXND1, whose product is annotated as cortexin domain containing 1. NCBI's taxonomy places the organism in Eukaryota, Metazoa, Chordata, Aves, Apodiformes, Trochilidae. Bases 124 to 303 code for a protein of 59 amino acids. The transcript is spliced from 2 exons. The record is from RefSeq and is a predicted model, not a curated record.
CAGUCAGGAUUUCAACUCCACAAUGCUGCUGUGCUGGGAUGUGACACGCUGCCUACCCAGGGCUGGAAGGUGGUCGAUGAUGUUAGGAGGAAACAUAAACCCAGAUGAAGAGUGGCAGAAGCAAUGGAGGGACCAACCCCAGAGCCCGUGUAUGUUGAUGUGGACAAGGGACUGACAUUAGCAUGUUUUGUUUUCCUCUGCCUCUUCUUAAUUGUGAUGAUUAUUCGAUGUGCAAAAGUCAUCAUGGACCCUUACAGUGCCAUCCCAACAUCUACAUGGGAGGAGCAGCAUCUAGAUGACUGA